Messenger RNA from Camelina sativa (false flax), 1407 nucleotides. RefSeq lists its product as uncharacterized. Gene Ontology annotation, biological process: protein folding. NCBI's taxonomy places the organism in Eukaryota, Viridiplantae, Streptophyta, Magnoliopsida, Brassicales, Brassicaceae. Gene Ontology annotation, molecular function: Hsp70 protein binding; Hsp90 protein binding. Gene Ontology annotation, cellular component: nucleus; cytosol. The record is from RefSeq and is a predicted model, not a curated record.
UCCCUAAGUCCCAACCCAAGUCUAAAGAACUCGAAGCUUCUUCUCCUACUCCUCCGGUCCCCGUCUUCGUCUUCGUCUAGGUUAAUCGAAUCUUCGAGUGUUGCGUUCGCUGCGAAUCGAUGGCGCUAUGGAUGGACGCGGGCUCGGAGCCGAUGACGGAGAGCGAAAAGGCUGAUCUUGACGCUAUUUCUGCUAUCAAAGAGUCCGCCGCCAUCGAAUUCAAAUGUUGCCUCCACUCUCUCGUGCUUUGUUCAAACACAGGAACAAGGCAAUGAAUGUGUGAGGAAAGGGAAAAAACAUUACUCUGAGGCGAUUGAUUGUUACACGAAAGCCAUUAAUCAGAGAGUUCUAAGUGACUCGGAGACCUCAAUUUUGUUCUCGAAUCGAGCUCAUGUUAAUCUACUAUUAGGAAACUAUCGGCGUGCACUCACCGAUGCUGAGGAAUCAAUGAGGUUAUCUCCCGAAAACGUUAAGGCGGUUUAUCGAGCUGCAAAGGCAUCAAUGUCACUGGAUUUGCUGAACGAAGCAAAAUCUUAUUGUGAAAAGGGAAUCAAGAAUGACCCGAGUAACGAGGACCUGAAGAAGCUUCUAAAACUGGUGAUUUCAAAAAAGCAUGAGAAAGAACAACACGAGGCUGAAGUCUCAAGGGCUGUGUUUGAAGCCAAGGCUUGUCUCUCUGCGAUCGAGAACAGAGGCGUGAAGAUUGGCAAAGCGAUGUACCGAGAGCUCACGGGUUUGAACAAGCCAAUGUUAGAUAAAAACAACAUUCUUCAUUGGCCUGUCCUGCUUCUUUACGCAGAGGCCAUGACAAGUGACUUUGUCGAGGACUUCUGUGAAACAGACAUGUUUGCAACUCAUCUUGAUAUGAUGUUUUCAGAGGACAGUCCGCCGCUGCCAUGGGAUAAAAACAACGACUACUCACGUGAUGUUAUUGAGCUUUAUUACGAGGCGAGUUCAGGAUCUCCAUUGCCCAAGAGUAGAGUUCUCCACUAUCUUCUAGAAGGUACAAAAGGUUCUCAAGCUGAAACUACCGGAGAAGAGGGCACAAGUGUAAACAAAACACCCUCCUACCUGAAAGGUUCGUUGGGUAUGGUUAAAGUAAACGAGAGAAGAACAUUGCAUGACGUGUUAAAAGAACCUAACUUUGUCAUCCCCGAGAUUCCAGUCUUCUACAUUGUAUCAAAGAGGUCUAAAUUUUACAAGGACUUCACCGCUGGCAAAUGGAGUCCACCGAGUUGAAAAAUUGAGUGAUAAAGAGAGCAUAUCAUUAGGAUUUUGCAUCAAAAUCAAAAUACAGUUUGGAUAUUUUACUUUGAGGAAAAAUACAAACUUGUGCGUGUAAAAGUGGUGAAAAAACAUAUUUUGCGGCUUAUUUGAUUGAUUGUCAUAAUCUUUUGGUAUUUUAAA